Molecule: messenger RNA, 399 nt
Organism: Rhizoctonia solani
Lineage: Eukaryota; Fungi; Basidiomycota; Agaricomycetes; Cantharellales; Ceratobasidiaceae
Product: palmitoyl-protein thioesterase
Exons: 3
Coding region: 1-399 (132 amino acids)
Molecular function (GO): palmitoyl hydrolase activity
Source: RefSeq, a predicted model, not a curated record
AUGAUUCCUAGGUUUUCGCUCCUUUUUAUUGCUCUGACGCCCCUAUGUAAUGCACUCUCGAUCCCUAAAAUCUCGUCAAAAAUUGAACUUGAUAUUCGUCAUGACAACUUGGGCUUGCAACUGCAACAACCGACUGACAAACAUCCUCACCCUCUGGUAUUAUGGCACGGACUAGGCGACUCGGCACAUUCUUCAGGAAUGACUGAAUUUGCCGAGCUUAUCAAGCAAGUUCAUCCUGGUAUCUACAUUCACUCUAUUUCCUUGUCAGACGACCAGAGCGCGGACCAGAAAGCUGGAUGGUUUGGAGAUGUAAACGCCCAGGUAGACAUUGUUGCCACGGAGCUAUCCACUAUUCCCGAGCUCAAGAACGGGUUCGACGCCAUUGGAUUCUCAAGGUGA